UGAUUGAAAAAUGAUGAUGAUGAUGAUGAUGAUGAUGAUGAUGAUGAUGAUGAUGAUGAUGAUGAUGAUGAUGAUGAUGAUGAUGAUGAUGAUGAUGAUGAUGAUGAUGAUGAUGAUGAUGAUGAUGAUGAUGAUGAUGAUGGUGAUGGUGAUGGUGAUGAUGGUGAUGGUGAUGGUGAUGGUGAUGGUGAUGGUGGUGAUGGUGAUGGUGAUGGUGCCGAUGCCGAUGCCGAUGCCGAUGCCGAUGCCGAUGCCGAUGCCGAUGCCGAUGCCGAUGCCGAUGCCGAUCGAUGCCGAUGCCGAUGCCGAUGACGAUGACGAUGACGAUGACGAUGACGAUGACGAUGACGAUGACGAUGAUGAGGAUGGUGAUGUGUAUCAGCGAAGGCGGCGGCUUAGCCCUGGGGAUAGAGACAUAGCUGUGGACAAGUGUAGAGAGCUCCUAGAAGCCGGCCUGAUUCGUGAGUCAACUUCGGAGUACGCAGCGGCGACGGUGGUGGCGGCAAGGAAGGACCUAACGGGAGAGAUGCUGGCCAGGAGGAUGUGUGGAGAUUAUAGGGGGCUGAAUCAGAUCACCAAGAGCGACAGGUAUCCGAUGCCAAUGGCCGAGGAAAUAUUUGAUAGGCUGGCGGAGAGCAGGGUCUACUCCACGCUGGAUUUGAGGCAAGGCUUUAACCAGAUACCCAUCCGAGAAGAAGAUAAGGCGAAGACAGCCUUCCAUGGACCGGACCGCCUGUAUGAAUGGAACUUCAUGCCGUUCGGACUGAAAAAUGCCUCGCCAAAGUUCCAGAGAGUUAUGGACCAGGUACUGCAGAACAUCCCCUGCGCCUUAUGCUACAUCGACAAUGUAGUGAUCCACAGCAAGGACGGAGAACAGCAUGUGAAGGACGUCGCCAAGACGCUGGCGGCCUUGCAGGAGGCCGGACUGACCUGCCACCCGGGGAAGUGCUCGUUCGGGGUGACGACCGUGACGUACCUGGGGUUUCAGGUGGGAAAAGGGGGGCUGUCGGUCCAGCAGGUGAAGGUAGAAGUUGUGGAUCGGCUGAAGGCACCCACGGAUCGCAACACCCUUCGGGCGCAGCUGGGCUUUCUCAACUAUUAUCGAAAGUUUGUCCCGAACUUCAGUAAGACGGCCAGGCCACUUAAUCUGCUGCUGAGAGAAGAUACGGCAUGGAGUUGGGGGAGAGAGCAAGAGGAGGCGUGGCGGGCGUUGAAGAAGGCUGUGAAGACGGCCCCCAUGCUGAAGCUGCCAGACCCCGAGGAACCAUUCUUGCUAUAUACGGACUGGAGCAGCAGCGGCAUGGGGGCAGUGCUGUGUCAGAAGGAAAGGGGGAUAGAGAGGGUGGUGGCUUACGCCAGCCGGUCAUGCAGCCCAGCGGAGAGUAACUACAGUUCAUAUGAGGGAGAGGGGCUAGCGGCAGUAUGGGCAGUGGAGUUGUUUCGACCAUACCUGCAGGGGCGAAGAUUCACCCUAGUAACCGACCAUCAGCCGUUGCUCUGGCUGAUGAGGAAUCAAACUCUGAAGGGUAGGAAUGCGCGUUGGGCAAUGCGUCUGCAGGAGUUCGACUUCGAAGUAAAGCAUAGACCAGGCAAGACCCUGCAGCACGUGGAUGGUCUGUCGCGGCAAGAAAAGGGGGAAGCGGAGAAAGGACAGGCGAAGCAGGAGAAGGCACCCCUCUCAUCCUCAACGACGCCCAAACCAAGCACGCCUGGAUCCACUACGACCCCACCAGCGGCGGCACUCUCCGAGUCUUCCUCUCCUCCGACCCCGUGCAGCCCCUCACCCCCACCCUCACAGCAAGC
Molecule: messenger RNA, 1803 nt
Organism: Closterium sp. NIES-67
Lineage: Eukaryota; Viridiplantae; Streptophyta; Zygnematophyceae; Desmidiales; Closteriaceae
Source: the annotation of a GenBank genome assembly